ACACAUAUAUACAUUGUGUGUGUUUCGCGCGCGCGCAACAAUAUGUGUAGAUAUAAUUGAUUUUGUAAAUAUAUUCAUACGUUUAAGACUCCUGCAUAUUCAUAAUUAUUUUGAAUGAUUAUGUUAGAAGUCAAAUUAUACGUUCAAAAUUGUUUAAAUCCUGUAUGUAAUUAAAGUAAUCGUUGUUCCAUAUAAAAUCCACUUUUUAAUUAAUAGAGCACACAUUUGUAAGAUCUACUGUGAUAUUAAUAGAUUUUACAAAUCCAUCAAUUAUAUCUCAUUACACGCAGCACAUCUAUAUCCGUUACGUGUGCCAUACAUUUUAUGCAAACCUUAUGUCAAUUGAUCAAAGUUUACACAUAACUAUUAGUCUAUGUAUUUUUUAAUUUUAUUGUUUCUACAAAACGAUCGUUUUCUAAUAUUUUUUAAUAAUAUGUUGUAUUUAAUACCUAGUAGUUUUAUACGGAAAAUUUAAAUUAUGUUGCGUAAUUUGUAAGAAUUUUAGACAUUUUCUUGCUUCUCUCUCUCUCUCUCUUUCUCUUUUAACAUCAUUAUCCAAGAUGGCAGCAAAUAUAUAUAUUCCGAAGUCUUAAUAAUAUUACAAAAUCAACAAGGUUUACAUUUAACAAUCAAGUAUACAAGCUAGUCGUAAUUCAAGAUCGAAACGUCCCUGAACGUGGGAGUGGCAAGACACACCCUGGUUAUUAGAUUGCACGAUUUCGUAUCGAACAUACUGGAGAUGCGAGAAAACUCAGUUCUCGGUGUUCUUUCAAUUUAACAUCUAAAUUUGCAAUGGUACAUAAAAAAUAAUAAUAAGUAAUACACACAAUGGGAAAUAAAUUAGCCACUUUUACUGAAGAACAACUUGAGGAUUAUCAAGACUGCACAUUUUUUACACGCAAAGAAAUAUUGAGAAUAUUUAAGAGAUUUCGAGAAAUAGGAGAUCCUGGAAUGGUACCACAUACUAUGACACCACAACAGGCCUCGUCUCUUCGUUUACCGCUAUCGUAUUUGGCUCGUAUUUCCGAAUUGAAGGAAAAUCCCUUCAGAGAACGGAUCUCGGAAGUUUUUUCGCGAUGUCAGGAUUCAGGACAUUCAGCGUCCACCUCUGAAGGAAUCUGCUUUGAGGAAUUCCUCGAGAUGAUGUCUGUGUUCUCUGAGCAGGCGCCACGAGAUCUGAAAGUCUUUUAUGCCUUCAAAAUUUAUGAUUUCGAUGAAGAUGGGGUGUUGGGUCUAGAUGAUUUGGAACGCACCUGUCGGCAGCUGACGCGUGAUGGGCUAAGUGCCGAAGAGAUAGCUACCGUGUGUCGUAAAGUUCUGGAGGAGAGUGAUAUAGACGGAGAUGAAGCUCUAUCUUACCUCGAGUUUGAGCAUGUUGUAACUAGAGCCUCUGAUUUCAUGGCAACCUUCCACAUAAGAAUAUAAUAAUAAUGUGAAGAAAAAAAAAAUAUAUAUAUAUAUAUAAAACAUAAUUGUUUCUUAACUUGCGACAUGUUGAUAAACUGCAGAUUACGUUACGCUAAUUCAUUGUAGUAGCAAAUCGUACGGAAUACAAUUUUCAAUUUUUUUAAAUAUAAUAUCGUAGAUAUUGAUUUUCCGUGAAAUCAGUGACAAGUAGAAACUUUUUGAUGAGAGCGGAAGAGCGCGCUUGGUGUUUGUAUGUUGCAUCUCAUUUCCUAUUAUUUCUGCAUUGCGCAUGCCGGUUUGCACGACCGGCAAACCGUAGCAAAGCGUUUAUGCAAUAAUACCUCUAACGAUUUUCAAAGGUUAUUUGAUGUUGUUCGAAAGGUUUGCGUGCGGAAUAUCGCGUAAUUCCUGCACACCGAAUAUUGUUUGUCGCAGGUAUGUAGCGCUUAGUUCGAAUAAUGGAAUAUUAUACGUACGUGAGAAGCAUUCCGUUUCUUUUUUGGUUAAUUGCGAUUAAGUCUUUAAAUGAUUGAGUUACGUCGGCUAUGGCAUUCGGGCUUUGCGGUUUAUAAACAUAAGUUGUAACUCUCGUAAAAAAGAUCUUUAUUCGUAAAACAAUAUUACGUAUCAUACAAUACGUCGACGCAAUAAAAAAAAACACGAGUAGUUU
Pseudomyrmex gracilis is the source of this 2077-nucleotide messenger RNA. RefSeq names its product calcium and integrin-binding family member 3 (gene Cib2). Lineage: Eukaryota; Metazoa; Arthropoda; Insecta; Hymenoptera; Formicidae. The transcript has 5 exons. Gene Ontology annotation, molecular function: calcium ion binding. The coding region runs from base 829 to 1425 and encodes 198 amino acids. The record is from RefSeq and is a predicted model, not a curated record.